CCCUCCCCACCCACCUCACGAGGUGUUGGCCAAUCGCCCCGUCGGGCAUAAAGUGGCUGCCAGCCCGCAGGACACCCAGCCGAGCCCUGUCACCCCAGAGCGGCACGGGCCGCAUCGCCAGCACCCAGCAUGCGGGCACAGCUUCCACAGAGAACACUGCUCAGUCUGGCCCUCAGUCUCCUGUUCCUGAGCGUGGCCCGGACCACACGCCGCUGCCCCAGCUCUUUCCCACAGCUCCUCAGCCAGCUGCAGAGUCAGGCGAACAUCACGGGGGACACGGGAUCACUCUUGGAGCCCUAUAUCCGCCUCCAAAACCUGAACACGCCUACCCUGAGAGCUGCCUGCGCAGAGUUCCCUGUGACCUUCCCGAGUGAGGACACCCUACGCGCACUGAGCAAGCCUCGCUUCCUGAGCACUGUCCAGGCCACACUGGGCAGAGUGUUGCAGCAGCUGAGUGCUUUAGCACAGAGAUUUCCGAAGACUCGGGCUUUUCCAGAGCUGGAGAAGACCAGGGGGAACGUCCAAGGCAUCAGGAACAACGUCUUCUGCAUCGCCCAGCUGCUCAACCACUCCCUAGAGACACCUAAGCCCACACAGGCGAGCUCUGGGGCCUCGCUGUCCACGGCCACAACGCCAAGCAUUUUCCAGACCAAGCUAGACAGCUGCCGCUUCCUGUGGGGCUACCACGGUUUCAUGGGCUCAGUGGGGAAGGUCUUCCAGGAGUGGAGAGACGGCUCCAACCGCAGCCGGAGACACAGCCCUAGACGCGGCCUGCUCCCGGCCUGGCGCAAGGGAGCCAGCAGAAUCAGACCCUCCAGGAGCAGCCAGAGCCCCAUGUCCAGGGUCCAGGCGCCCCGGUAGCCUGAGGACACACUGACGGACACGGCAUAGUCUGUGGAUGCGGGAUGUCGCCUCUCAGAGGCUUUCAGAGAUGCUCCUGCGUUCAGAGCUGUGCAGAACGGCACUUUAGGGCGUGGCGGUGGGAGGCCCCUCCCACCACGCCCGGACCGCGGGGCUCAUCAGCUUGUGGUGCCCCACUCCAAGCCUCCAGUCCCAGUGGGGCGGCCGGGUCAGGCCACGUGGGACUGGCUUUCCAUUGAUUCAGGGGUCUGAUGACACAAGCUGACUCACAGCUGGGCUGAGCCCCCUGGGCUGCUGUUGGUCCUUUCCUCUCAUGACUUGAAGCUGUUGCUCCCAGACUUCCUCCUUUCGCUGUGGCUGGGUUCUAAAGGGAAGGUCAGGUCCAGGGCUCUCUCCCAUGCCUCAUCCCACUCAGACCAGAUACCUGGACAUCUGGGAGGCCUCAUGUUUGGCAGCUGCACCAGGGGCAGGUGUGCCAAAAGGAGCACUGAUCUAGUAGUUCAAGGGAAGAGAGCUCAGGCCUUUCUUGUUCUCUAAGUGUGACUGUGGGCAGGACAGUUGACAUAUUUGAACGUCAGCGUUCUCUGUGGAAAGCUGUCUUGUGUGUGUGUGUGUGUGUGUGUGUGUGUGUGUGUGUGUGUGUUUGGGUCCUGUCAGCUGCGGGACUCUGUGACAUGGGGUGAACAUCAAAGUCUCUGUAAAUGGGGACAAACGGUGCAAUUGGUCAUGGGGUGGGUUUAUGGAGAUCUCCCAAUGCCCGUAAGCCCCAUUCUGGCUGCUUGUUGCUCCCUCUGGUGGUGUGUUGUGGAAUUUUCACAUGCUGAACCCGUCCUCCUGGAAGAGGACUCGAAAGCUGAUGAGCAAUUACUUGGAGGGACAUGACUAAUUUAUUGAUUUUUUUAUCAGUCUUUAAUCCGUUUUAUAUUUAUAUGGCUUAUUUAUAAUGUAUAUUUAAUAUUAAUAUUUUGCUAACAUAUUUAAAACUU
Messenger RNA from Mesocricetus auratus (golden hamster), 1847 nucleotides. It is a transcript of the gene Osm, whose product is annotated as oncostatin M. Gene Ontology annotation, molecular function: oncostatin-M receptor binding; cytokine activity. The transcript is spliced from 3 exons. Gene Ontology annotation, biological process: oncostatin-M-mediated signaling pathway; immune response. NCBI's taxonomy places the organism in Eukaryota, Metazoa, Chordata, Mammalia, Rodentia, Cricetidae. The coding region runs from base 130 to 861 and encodes 243 amino acids. The record is from RefSeq and is a predicted model, not a curated record. Gene Ontology annotation, cellular component: extracellular region.